AUGUCUGAACAAACAGUCCACAAGAUCAAUCCUCAGGAGCUGGAGACUUUCGUCCGGAAAAUUCUCAUCGGGAACAAUGUACCCGAGGAAAACGCCUCCAUCGUCGCCAGAUGUCUUGUCCAAGCUGAUCUCCGCGGCGUGGAUACCCACGGCUCCAACCGCAUUCCAUCAUACAUGCAACGAAUCCGACAACAAGUGCUCGACCCCUCGGCAUCUCCCGAAUUGAAACAAGUCACGCCCAUCGUGGCCCAGGUGGACGGCAAAAACACCUUUGGCUUUGUCGCUGCGCAUCUAGGUAUGCAGCGAGCCAUCGAGAUGGCCCAGGAAUUCGGCGUUGGGUUUGUCUCCGUCAAGCACUCGAACCACUUUGGCAUGUCGGCGUGGCUGGUCCAGCAGGCGAUUGACGCUGGGAUGCUCUCAUUAGUUUUCACCAAUUCCUCGCCGGCCCUUCCUGUGUGGGGGGGGAAGGACAAGCUCAUGGGCGUGUCGCCGAUUGCUUGCGGUGCCCCUGCCGGCAAGGAGAGACCCUUCAUUCUUGACAUGGCCCCGUCGAUCGCGGCAAGAGGAAAGAUCUAUAAGGCGCUCCGACGCGGCGAAAAGAUCCCGACGGAUUGGGCGCUAGACGGCGAGGGCAAUAUGACUGAUGAUCCUGCCAGAGCUCUGGAGGGUGUUAUGCUUCCCAUGGGAGGACCCAAGGGGUCUGCGCUGUCGAUCAUGAUGGACGUCUUUUCCGGUGUUCUGUCCGGCUCUGCCUUUGCCGGCCACGUAACGAAUCCAUACGAUCCAUCGAAGCCUGCAGAUGUGGGCCACUUCUUGAUGGCUAUCAAGCCAGACCUGUUUAUGAGCCUCGAGGACUUCAAGUCCCGCAUGGACUAUCUGUAUCAGCGUGUGGUUGGGUCGGAGAAGAUGGCUGGGGUUGAGCGCAUCUACUACCCGGGAGAGAUUGAGCAGAUCACGAACGAAAUGCGAUUAGAGAACGGGAUUCCGUUUACAGAGGCUGAGAUAGUGAAUUUGAAUCGGGAAGCCGAGAUGGUAGGUGUAGAGCAGUUGAAGGUGGAUUAG
Messenger RNA from Aspergillus ochraceoroseus IBT 24754, 1062 nucleotides. Its product is annotated as Ldh family oxidoreductase. Bases 1 to 1062 code for a protein of 353 amino acids. The transcript has a single exon. The record is from RefSeq and is a predicted model, not a curated record. Lineage: Eukaryota; Fungi; Ascomycota; Eurotiomycetes; Eurotiales; Aspergillaceae. Gene Ontology annotation, molecular function: oxidoreductase activity.